This is a messenger RNA of Hemibagrus wyckioides, 1033 nucleotides long. It is a transcript of the gene nsmce2, whose product is annotated as NSE2 (MMS21) homolog, SMC5-SMC6 complex SUMO ligase. The transcript has 7 exons. NCBI's taxonomy places the organism in Eukaryota, Metazoa, Chordata, Actinopteri, Siluriformes, Bagridae. Gene Ontology annotation, cellular component: Smc5-Smc6 complex; nucleus. Gene Ontology annotation, biological process: double-strand break repair via homologous recombination; protein sumoylation. Bases 196 to 891 code for a protein of 231 amino acids. Gene Ontology annotation, molecular function: SUMO ligase activity; zinc ion binding. The record is from RefSeq and is a predicted model, not a curated record.
ACCGCUAGGAAAUUACGUUUAGUAAAGUUUUAUGUUUAUUUAGAAACAUUUCUAAGCAUUAUUGACAUGACCUUACUGCUAUUUAAACUGUGUAAUAGGAUAAUCAGUUCACAACCGCUUACUUUAGCGUAGUUGGCUAACGAUGCUAAAUUGUAAACAGUCCUAAUUCAGAGGCUUAUUCUCUUUUAGAGAAAGAUGUCCCUGAACUCCAUCCACACGCAGCUGAGCUCCCUGAAGACCUGUCAGGCUGACAUCAGCACCGGGAUGGACAUCGUAUCCGACGUGGCUCUGGACCUGGUCGAAGCCCAAGCUACUGAUGACAGUCCAGGUCUGAGGAAACUGGAGCAGAUGAUUCUGGAAUGUGCGAAACUGGAUAAAGAGAUCAGCUGCUUUGUGGACUCAGUCGAGCAGAUGAUCACUCAUGUGAGAGAUGAGCCUCCAGACGCCAUGUUCAAGCUGAAAGACUCUGUAAAGGAGCGAUUCACUGACCUCAUGGCUGCAGUCUCUGAUGCUGAAAUCGAACAACACUGUAAAGUGGUAGCCUUCAGAGACAGCAUCAAGAAAUCUCUGCAACAAGUAAACCAGUUGGCAAGUGGCAGUGUGGAGGAGGAGCUGGAUGAAGACAUUGCUGUAACACAGAGCCAGACGAACUUCACAUGCCCUCUUACCCAGGUUGAAAUGGUCAAUCCAGUGAAAAAUAAGAAGUGCCAGCAUUACUAUGAUCAAGAAGCCAUUCUGUCCCUCAUUAAGACCAAGCAAAACAAUAAGAAGAAAUGUCGCUGUCCCGUGGUCGGCUGCGGAAAUACGGACGUCAAGCCACCGGAUCUGGAAUUAGACCCAGUUAUGAGGAGAAUGAUACAGAACCAUAAGAGACAGAGUGGAAAGAGCUGAGCUGGACUCACAUGGAUAGAAUAUAUCGUUUUGAUGGUUCACUCAUUGAACAAAUGCUAAAAUUGUAAAUUAAAUUCUUUUGGAUAAAAAAAACAUUUAUACAUAUGUCUUGUACAGCUUUUCUAAAAAUAAAACCUCUUCG